ACACCCGCGAAAUUAUGGCUGGAUAUAGCGAAGAACAAUUUUGGACAAAUCAAAACAUUCCAAAUUCAUAUGAUGGCUUCGGUGAUCAGUCGCAAUCAUUUGAUUUUCAAUCUUUCGAUCAAAAUGCCAGCUUUUUUCCACCAAAUGCCUAUCCUGCUCCAGGAUUUGGACAACCAACGAUAUUUACACCAGACAUGUCAAUACCAUCUGGAUCGCAGACAUUCGGAUUUGCAGAUAAAUCUGGUGUUGCUGGCGAACCAAAUGAAUUUGAUGAACCACCAUUGUUGGAUGAAUUGGAAAUUUAUCCUCAGCGUAUAUUAGAGAAAUCGCUUGCGGUGCUGAAUCCAUUUCAUGCGCAAGGCUUAGUGGACAAUCCAGAAUACUUCUUCAAAGAGACAGAUCUAGCUGGUCCGAUAGCGUUUUGUCUCACUUUAGCUGCAUGCUUAUUUGUAACAGGAAGCAAAGCACAGUUUGGUUACAUUUACGGUUUAUGUGUGAUUUCGGUAGUUGUAAUGUAUGCUUUAAUCACCUUGAUGUGCAACUCAUCGGAAAACAAUGUAACAAUUACCGCCGUUGCAAGCAUCUUAGGAUACAGCAUUUUACCUAUCGUUUGGUUAUCAAUCCUCGGGAUUUUCUUUUCUCUGAAUACAACGUUCGGAAUUGCCCUGGCUGCCUGUGCCAUUUUUCUUUCAACAAUGAGUUGCAGUCGUAUUUUCUGCAUCAUGACCGGGGAUUCACAUCAGCGCUAUCUGCUUGCCUAUCCGUGUGCGUUGGUAUAUAUUAUUUUCACCCUACUUGUGUUGUUUUAGUCAUAUCGGACAAAAUAUCUUUGGUAUCUAUAGUUGCAAUUGAAUAAUAAAGAGUUUGUCAUCUAUUAUUUAAAGACAUUAAACGUUUUAUG
Sabethes cyaneus is the source of this 901-nucleotide messenger RNA. RefSeq names its product protein YIPF7 (gene Yip1d1). The record is from RefSeq and is a predicted model, not a curated record. Gene Ontology annotation, biological process: vesicle fusion with Golgi apparatus; endoplasmic reticulum to Golgi vesicle-mediated transport. The transcript is spliced from 2 exons. NCBI's taxonomy places the organism in Eukaryota, Metazoa, Arthropoda, Insecta, Diptera, Culicidae. The coding region runs from base 15 to 809 and encodes 264 amino acids. Gene Ontology annotation, cellular component: trans-Golgi network.